This is a messenger RNA of Lobosporangium transversale, 1621 nucleotides long. RefSeq lists its product as hypothetical. The coding region runs from base 122 to 1621 and encodes 499 amino acids. Gene Ontology annotation, molecular function: FAD binding. The transcript is spliced from 7 exons. Lineage: Eukaryota; Fungi; Mortierellomycota; Mortierellomycetes; Mortierellales; Mortierellaceae. The record is from RefSeq and is a predicted model, not a curated record.
CCCACGCUUUUCUCUUCUUCUCUAUUCAUCUCCUCCCAGACGCACACAUUCACAUAACCAUUUAUAAUUGACAAUUAUCCUUUACUUUUGAUAACCCAUUCACCUCAAAAAACAAUCAACCAUGAAAAAUGACCAACAACAGCAUCAUAAUUCAACGAAACAGCCUCCCAAGGUACUAAUUGCUGGAGCAGGGCUCGGAGGACUGACUUUGGCCAUCUUACUGGAAAAAGCACAGGUCCCAUAUGAAGUAUAUGAACGAGUAGUCGAGGUCAAAAACAUGGGGACCUCAAACUCGCUUGGAUGGAAUAUCGCUGCGCUGUUUAAACAGAUUGGGAUCUAUGAUGAGUUUGUGUCGAUUUCAAAACCAGCCUUGUCCGUGGAUACAUAUAAUGAAGACCGCAAACUCGAGUUCUCAAUGACAUUCAAGCCCGCUGUUGAAAUGAGCGGAAGCGAAGGCUAUUUUGUGACAAGAUCAGCACUUUAUGACUUACUUCUCCGACAGAUACCAUGUGAAAAGAUUCAUUUCGGCAAACGAAUUGUUUCAACAAAACAGGAUCAUAUAGGCGUACGGGUUCAUUUUGCAGACAACACGAUUGCGGAGGGGGAUAUCCUCGUAGGAGCUGAUGGAGCCUACAGUGCUGUUCGCCAGAAUUUUUAUCAGCAAUUGAAGAGAGAAAACAAACUGCCCUUGUCAGACAAUAGUGCGUCACCCUUCAAUUGUGUCUGCCUUGUGGGACAGACUGCGCCUUUAGAUCCAGCCAAAUUUCCAGAGGUGUUGAAGCCGCACUGUCUAAUCAAUGACGUGGUCAGUGCUGACAAGCCCUACUCGUGGGUAGCAAUGACAAUGAAGGACAAUAUCUACUGCUGGACUGUAAUCAAGUAUUUGAACAAGACCAGCUCUAGGGAUGACGAUGCAUUUAGAGAAGCAGAAUGGGGAGCAAUAGCAGCAGAAGCCAUGUGUCAGGAAGUUCGUCAUUUCCCGAUUCCUGGUGGUGUUAAUAAUGAUUUAACGCUAGGUGAUCUGAUCGACAUGACCCCCAAUGCUUCCAAGGUCAUACCGGAAGAAAAAGUAUUCGAGACCUGGUACUCUGGCAGAGUAGUUCUCCUGGGCGAUGCCUGCCAUGCGAUUCAUCCAGCGAGUGGCGCAGGAGCUGUGAAUGCCAUGCACGAUGCCGUAGCUCUGGCCAACUGGAUCAGUGUGCUGGAUUCACCUUCGACCAAGGAUACAGAAAGGAUCUUUAAGGAGUACAGAGAUGAGCGCUAUCCAGCUGUGAUUGCCGCGUACAAUGCAGGACAAACGCUUACCAAAGUCAGUGGCAAGGGUUGGGUUGCAUGGGUUGUACGAAAGAUUGCAAAGAACAUGCCUGUAUGGCUCCACAAUAUGGCUGCCAAGACCGUUACUCAACAUCGUCCUCAAGUCUCGUUCUUACCUUUAGUCAAGGAUGAAGGGGCAUCACCUCCCAAGUAUCAGCCUAGCCUUGUGAAGACGCUCGCAAUCCAUCAAGCCAGAGCAGGUUCUGCUUCUGUAUUUGCAUCUGCAACUACGUCUGCAACUACAUCUGCAACUUCUUCAACCUACACCUUGAACAAUCAAACUCCAAGCAUCUCCAUGAAGACAUGA